This is a messenger RNA of Aspergillus melleus, 1701 nucleotides long. Its product is annotated as fungal specific transcription factor domain-containing protein. The transcript is spliced from 4 exons. The record is from RefSeq and is a predicted model, not a curated record. NCBI's taxonomy places the organism in Eukaryota, Fungi, Ascomycota, Eurotiomycetes, Eurotiales, Aspergillaceae. Gene Ontology annotation, molecular function: DNA binding; zinc ion binding. Gene Ontology annotation, cellular component: nucleus. The coding region runs from base 1 to 1701 and encodes 566 amino acids. Gene Ontology annotation, biological process: DNA-templated transcription.
AUGACGUGCUCGCCAUGUUCUGGGGUGGCUGAUUGUCGGGGUGUAGUACAAACCGAGAGUGCCCUAGCCCUUCAACGAGAUAGCUACGGCCCGACUCCCUUGGAAAGUUCCUCCGACGAUAGCAGGACUGCUGGUCAGAGUCCCGUGGCGACUCGACCGACAUCCCCGCCGGUCUUUGCUUUACCCGAUGAUGUGCGCUGGGACGAUGAACUCGAGUCAAUGCUGUCGCUCAACGGGUUCAAUCCGGCAGACGAGGCAUCCUGGUACAAUAUUGCGCCUGGUAUCUCAGGGGUCGAUGUCUCCUGGAGCCCCGAGGACAUCAAGCUCGACGACGUGAACUUCCUCCCGCCCAUGACAGAUAUAGCCCCGAUGACUCCCUUAUGGAUAGACGACCUUGUCCCUGAGCAGGUGCAAGUGGAAUUGCUUCCUCUGUACUUCGACAAUGCGCACACGGGAUGCUUCCUUAUCGACCAAGAUACCUUCCAUAUGCGCAUGCGCACGUCGGAAACGCAGCCGGAGGUCGCCAGCCUUCGAUAUAUCGUAUUGGCUCACGGGGCGUGUUUCUCUCGUUCGUACGGCGAUUUGAAGGAUAAACUCUACCGAAAGGCGUGCGACUUGGUCGAACAGGUCGACAUUGCCGAGCAGUUUGUUAGUAUCGCCGCUCUACAGACCUGGGUUCUUCUAGCUCUCUACGAGUUCAAACAGGCCAACUUUGUGCGGGCCUGCAAUCGGGUUCGUCAGGCGAUCCUCAUGUCCGAGAUGCUCGGACUCCACAAGUUAGAUCAACCCGGGUUGCCAGGGUUGAAGCAAAAUCCGUUCACGGACGGACGAUAUUUGGAGGAGCAACGACGUGCCUUCUGGUCAGUCUUUAACCUCAGCUGUUUUGCCAGCAUUGCGACCGGGUGGAACACUGGAAUGCCGGAUGAUCCGAACGAGAUCACCACCUUCUUGCCCGCCGACGGUUCCCUGAGUAUGUAUACCGUGGCGUCCGGCAUCACGUUGCGAGAUGCCUUCCAUCUCGCCGGGUCCCAGGACCUCGGUGUUGCCCACGGCCAUAUCGUCACCUCGACGCUCUACCGACAAGGCUUCAUGCACGUCAAUCGCGCCUCUCUCAGCCAGCAAGCCAUUCCGGACGUCUGGAACUACGACUUUUGGAUGCACCACUAUCAUCUCUACGAACGGCUCAGUCUUCUGGCCGCCACCGAGGCGAAACAUAUCACUACCACCAUGAGUGCCGACACGCUCUGUAAGAACAUGGUCUUGCAGGCCACCCUGAUUGCCCUCUACUACGCCGCCGGGAUGCGCGCCCCAAAGACCGACAGCGCCAUCCGACCUCCGAUCCCCAACAACGCCGACGACAAAUGCCUCACGGCCGCGAUGAAAGUCAAGGAGAUUGCCGAGCUGAUCACGCAUAUGGAUGUGGCAAGGAUGAGCCCCUUCAUUCCCUGGUCGAUCUUCGUGGCUGCACAAAUUUUUGUCCGUCACCUCCACGGGAGCUCAUCCCCCGGCGAGAGCCAGAAGAGCACACGUCUGGGGUACCUGGAUGCGCUUCGGUCGCUUCUUUCGGCCCUAUCGGUCUUGGAAUCGACGAACCCCAUUGCGGGAGUCCUGGCCAGCCAGAUUCGCAUGGAAUUGAACGGCGGCAAAGCCGUGAGUGAUACCCGCUCCAUUGGUCGGCUGGACUGCGGACUGGAGUUGUAA